AUUUUUAAAUGAGAGAAACACAAUCGAAUGUUAAUUGCGUACACAGAUAAUUUGUCAUUAAUAAUUAAGUUAAGUAUUGAUUUGUAUUAACCUCAACCAUUGAAUUUAUUAUAAAUUCAACGCCUGAACCUGUUUUAUCUCAUUUGAAUAGUGGCCAUUUUAACUUGGAUAAGGUCACUAUCGCGUGAAAGACCAGCACAAUAACAUUGACAAUACAAUAUGCAAGUUGAGAUAUAACGUGUACCAGUGAAGAUCCACACAUAAAAAAUGGCGCCAAUUUCAAGGAUAAUUUCUCUGAAGGUAAUUUUGAGUGCGGCUGCAAUAGGUAUUGUAAGCGCACUAGCUGUACGCAUGUACCAACGGCGCAAAAAGCUAAAGCCGCCAACAACUUGGGAGCCCGUGGGACAGGUAAAAAAUUUGUACAUAUACCCUUUAAAAAGUGGAACACCUAUCGAACUUCAAACUGCUUUAUGCACAGCAUUUGGUGUAAAAACGCCAGACGUACCAAAUUUGCACCAAUUCAGAGACAGGAGUUUCGUCGUUUACAAUAAAAAUGACCUAAAAUUCCAAACGGCUAGAACUAUACCAAAAUUGGUGUUGAUCAAAAUUGAAGCUGUGGAUGAAAAUCACAUCAAAUUCUCUGCCCCAAACAUGCCAAUUUUAACCAUUAAGGCACCAAACAGAAUCGAGAACAAAGUUGUUACAAUUAGUCAACAUUUUAAUGAAAAGAUACCCACAAUUGAUUGUGGCGAUGACGCCGCCAAAUGGAUAUCUCAAUACGCAUCUGAGCAAAAAAUGGAAUUAGGAAUUGCCUUUCACGACGCAAAGCAGCGUAGAAAUCUGAGCAAGACUCACCAGAAGUAUUUUGGAAUUUACCCAACAUUAAGUAACGAUGCGACAGGCCUGCACAGUGAUUUUAGCAGUUAUCUGCUAGUGGGUGAGUCAUCUAUAAACGAUCUGAAGGACAGGGCUCCUGAAGCAAACAUCGAUACCCUUAACUUUCGGCCAAAUAUUCUCAUCGAAGGUACCCCUCCAUUCGCUGAAGAUGAAUGGAAAUGGGUGAAAAUCGGCGAUGUGGUACUGUAUUUUGUGAAAUGGUGCACCAGAUGCGUUCUUACCACCGUUAACCCAACCACAGGCAUUAAAUCUGAACAGAACGAACCAUUAAAGACGCUGCGCACGUAUCGCAUGUUGAAGGAUUUAAGAAAGAUCAGCGUUGACGGUACUUCUCCAUUGAUGGGCAUUAAUAUGGCUUAUCAUUCCGGUGAAAAGAUUAACGUUGGGGAUGUUGUUUAUGUUGGAAAAUAAAUUUAUAUCAAGAAAUCUAUCGUCAAAUUUAUCUGUUCCUUAUGCAAUGGUUAUUUAAAAAUAAAAAUAGUAUUUUGUAAA
Messenger RNA from Photinus pyralis (common eastern firefly), 1389 nucleotides. RefSeq names its product mitochondrial amidoxime-reducing component 1-like. Bases 268 to 1308 code for a protein of 346 amino acids. The transcript is spliced from 6 exons. The record is from RefSeq and is a predicted model, not a curated record. Lineage: Eukaryota; Metazoa; Arthropoda; Insecta; Coleoptera; Lampyridae. Gene Ontology annotation, molecular function: pyridoxal phosphate binding; molybdenum ion binding; catalytic activity.